CUGCUGUUUGCCCUUAGCAUGCCGGCCCGGGCAUCCUUACCAGCUCUUUGCCAGAGCAAGUGUGGACGAUUUCAGCAAGCUGGGGGUGGCCUUCAUGGAAGAUAGACUCCACUUGGCCAACGGGCUGGUUCCCCAAAAGAUUGUUUCGGUGCAGCUGCAGGAUUCAACUCUGCAGACGCUGCAGCAUCGGGCCUGCAACCUGCAGCCCAGCCUGGGUCCUGCAGCCGCUGAGCCUGAGCCGCUCUCACUGCCCAGCGCCAUGGCCUCGGUCGAGCAGCAGGGGACGCCCGAGGACGCGCCUUUGGGAGCACCGUCGGAGCAUUGCCACCUGCAUCUGUCCAGCUGCCUCGAGUGCCUGGAGCUGGAGAACAGCACCAUCGAGUCGGUGAAGUUUGCCUCUGCCGAGAACAUUCCAGAUCUUCCCUAUGAUUCCAGCGGCAGCCGGGAGGGCGAGCCCGAGGAAGGAGGAGGAGCAGCAGGAGGAGGGAGAGUGAACCUGCAUGGAAAGGCGCCCAACAUCCUGGUGUACACGGGUGUAGACGCACAGGCAGACUCGGGUAGCUUCCAGCAGGUGCACUCGGUGCUGGCCGACCUCGUGGACCCCGACUGCUACACGCUCUACCACCUCUCGGGGGACAGUGCCCUGCAUGACCCCUGGGCAGACAAUUGCCUGCUGCUGGUGCUGGCGGCUGGCACCGAGCCUCUGCCCUCAGACCUGCACCAGCGCUUCCUGGCUUACCUGGAGCAGGGAGGGAAGCUGCUGGCCCUCGCCUCGCCCUUCACCUGCAGCGGGAUGCAGGUGACCCCCAAGAGCACGCUGCAGGGGACGGUGCAGAGUAUGGUGUUCUGCAAGGCGGGGGGCAGCCCCAUCAUUCUGAAUGUGCUGACCGCUGGCUGUGUGUACCAGGACGGCCCUGGCUCACCGCUCGAACCCGGACCGCUCCAGGGCCACCUGGAGACGGGGGACCGGGACCGGCUGAUCGUGCACGUGCCUUUUGGAACCCGGGGAGAAGCUGUGCUCUGUCAGGUACACUUGGACCUGCCCCCCAGCUCUGCACUGGUGCAGAUGCCCGAAGACUUCGACUUGCUCAAAUCCAGCAAUAGCAGCAGGUACGAGGUGCUCAAGGAGAUCCUGACCUGUUUGGGGCUCCGCUGUGGGGCCCCCCAGGCACCUGCCUUAACGCCACUCUAUUUCCUGGCUGCCGCUGAGGAGCUCCGGGACCCUUUCAGGCAGUGGCUGGAGAAAUGUGUGGACUCAGAGGGGAUCAUCAGAUCCCAGAAGCUCUCCCUGAAGCUCGUCUCCUCCUACACUGCAGACCUAGAAAUCACCCCAUCCGUGCUCCCCAUGGUCAUGGACCCUGAUGCCUUCUCAUCCGACACCUUCGACCUGGAUGCUUACAAGCGGGACUUGCAGACUAAGCAGCUGGGCCGGAGCAUCCUGUUUGCGGAGGUGACAACUACCACCAUGUGCCUGCUGGACGGGUUGAUGUUUCAGGUGCCACCGGAAAUGGGCCUGAUCGCCAUUGCAGGCCGCCAGACUCAGGGCAGAGGGCGUGGCAGGAAUGCUUGGUUGAGCCCCGUGGGCUGUGCACUAGCCACCCUGCUGGUCACCGUGCCCCUGAGGUCCCACCUGGGCCAACGAAUCCCCUUCAUGCAGCACCUGGUGUCCCUGGCCGUGGUGGAGGCUGUCAGAUCCAUUCCCGACUACGAGGACAUCAACUUGCGUGUGAAGUGGCCCAAUGAUAUUUAUUACAGCGACCUCAUGAAGAUUGGGGGUGUGCUGGUCAACUCCACACUCCUGGGGGAGACCUUUUAUAUUCUCGUGGGCUGUGGGUUCAAUGUGGCCAACAGUAACCCCACCAUCUGCAUCAACGACCUGGUGGCUGAGCACAAUAAACAGCAGGGCAAGGAGCUGGAACCCCUGCGGGCUGACCGCCUGCUCGCCAGGACUGUCACAGAGCUGGAGCGUCUGAUCCACGUGUUCCAGGACCAAGGGCCCAAUGGCGUCCUUCCUCUGUACUACAAAUAUUGGGUGCACAGUGCACAGCAGGUCCGCCUGGGCGGCGCUGAGGGCCCACUGGUGUCCGUGGUCGGCCUGGACGACUCAGGCUUCCUGCAGGUCCAUCAGGAGGGUGGCGAGGUGCUGACUGUGCACCCCGACGGCAACUCCUUCGACAUGCUCCGCAACCUCAUCGUGCCCAAGCAGCGCUAGAACGGGCCCACUCCACUUUCCCCUUGGAUCUGCUGCCUCUCGUCUCUCAUGUCGUCCAUCCAUCUGUCUGUCCAUCUGCUUCCUGUUGUUGGCAGAUUCCCCAGGGUGGCCGUGUGGGAUAUUUCAAUGAGGGGCGGCCCCAAGGUUGGAGCAGAAUCGUUGCUUCCCCUCUUGCUCGGAUCAGGGUUGUGCAAUUAGUUUGCCCUCAUUCCAAUGUUUUCAUGUGGAACCGACCCAGGAAUAACUGAGAUGUUCUCCCAGAUUGUAGCCUGGAAUUGGGGUGAAGGAAACCCAUGAAGCCAAAGGGAGAGUCUGGGGAUGUUCAGGUGAACAUGGAUGAUGAUGCCUUCCUGGUUCAUGCAGGAAACAGCAUAUUGGGUCUCCUUCAGGCCAGGGCU
This is a messenger RNA of Suncus etruscus (white-toothed pygmy shrew), 2610 nucleotides long. It is a transcript of the gene HLCS, whose product is annotated as holocarboxylase synthetase. The coding region runs from base 95 to 2212 and encodes 705 amino acids. Gene Ontology annotation, biological process: protein modification process. Gene Ontology annotation, molecular function: biotin--[biotin carboxyl-carrier protein] ligase activity. Lineage: Eukaryota; Metazoa; Chordata; Mammalia; Eulipotyphla; Soricidae. Gene Ontology annotation, cellular component: cytoplasm. The transcript is spliced from 9 exons. The record is from RefSeq and is a predicted model, not a curated record.